Molecule: messenger RNA, 1832 nt
Organism: Epinephelus moara (kelp grouper)
Lineage: Eukaryota; Metazoa; Chordata; Actinopteri; Perciformes; Serranidae
Exons: 2
Coding region: 61-732 (223 amino acids)
Biological process (GO): regulation of transcription by RNA polymerase II
Cellular component (GO): nucleus; transcription regulator complex
Molecular function (GO): DNA binding
Source: RefSeq, a predicted model, not a curated record
CCUCGGUCGUUGUCUGCCGACGAAAGGACUUCGCGACGAAGUAAAUAAACAGCAAACAAGAUGAACACUGUGGAGAAGAAGCUGGCGGAUUUAAUCCGUGAACACCCGAAUCUGUACGACCAGACACGGCGGGACUACAAAGACAACCUGAAGGGGCAUCUGUCGUGGAGGGACAUCGCAGACAACAUGGGGAAGUCGGAGGAGGAGGUGAAGCUCAAGUGGAAAAACCUACGUGACAAGUUCUGUAAGGCGAAGAAGCGAAUGGCCAAGAGAAACUUCCCUCAGCUAACAGACGAGGAGAACCCGGUGGAGAGGCCCGUCCCGGUGCUGUACAACCAGCUGGCCUGGCUCAGCGCAUAUGUCAAACCCAGGGUCGACACUAGCACAGGGGAGACCGACGAGGUAGCUGGAAGCGGUGAUGACAUAGAGAAAGAGCGAGAUAAAGACGAGAAGGAGCAGCACUGUCCCAUGCCUGUCGUUAGUACGAGCUAUUCUCUCGCGGAGUCCUGUUCAAACAACCAUCAGGAGAUGGGAGUCUCUCUUAAACGCAGAAGGCAAACCACCACGGACACUGAGAUAAGCUCUGCAGAUGGACUCACCAACCUCAGAGAUGAAGAUGAACUGUUUCUGCUCAGCCUUCUGCCUUCACUGAAGAGACUGACCAUUAAAAAAAGGAUGGAGGUACGGAUGAAAUUCCAGCAAGUGCUCUACGCUGCAGAGUUUGAGGACUAAAGGGCUGGUGUUAGAGCCUGUUAUUCUCUGUAAUUCCAUGUUGUCAGAGUUUUUUAUUUAUCAAGAGCUUUAUCUCUGAAUUUGCAGACAGAGAAAAGUCUCUCAUUUUGAAUGUAGGUGAUGGAGACACCCUUUAUUUACUAGUCAUACCAUUAAAGUAAACAUUGAGUUGUUAAUCAGGUACACAUGCAGUAAAAUCUAAUGCAGUCAAAUCCAACAGCCCUGUAACUCCCUCCUGCUGGGCAGCGUGUGUGCAUGUGUACCUGUUUAACCUGGUUAUGCAAUGAGCAUUUGUUUGGAGCCACUGGUUGAUUAACUUCCCUAUCGAAAAAUAACACACCAAUGCCACAAUUAAACAAUUUUAGAAUAUUAUGAUGUAUGACUGUAACAACAAUACAUAGGAGGCUUUAUGUAUUGUAUACAUAAAGUUUCUUAAAUUUGGCAUGAUGUGAAUCAAGACAGUGGAAUCCCUCAUACAGUGUGAAAAACAGAAAAUCACCAAGACAACCUGCCAGCAAAUGCCAGGCAUUUCCCAGUUGUUUUACCCUUGUCUCUCCCGCGCAUCCUUCCCCAACUUCAAUGCCAGCAUUAGAGUCCGAAAAACGAGUGUACACCUACACAGAAAGCAAAGGUACUGUGGUGCCUAAACACAGUAACAAAACACCAAUCAUACAAGUCAAAUGAGGGAGUGGGAGACCUAUUCUUUGCAAUGUUGCAAAAGUGAUCCUUACCCUAAGUAAAUUAAAUUUAAAUAUCAGUCCAAGACACAUUAAAAAAGUCCUAAAUAUAACUUUUCUUUGAGGCUCUGUAUGCAACAUUCAGAACACGAGAGUGAAAGCCCACCCCAGAUUCACUCUUCUUUGGCGUGUCGCCUUACUAUAUGUGUUAGCACCGUUAGCUAGAUGCCGGCUCCGCCCCUUUAAACUGUAGGAAACUGUGAAUUCCAUCCAAGUCAGUGAAUCUGCACAUCAAUGCUGCCAGCUUCUUUUCAGAUUAUUUGUGUAGAUUAGACAGCUCUCUGACUGUACAUACAUAUCUCUCCUUUAUCUUUCUGAAAGGAGUCAUUUCUACUGUAUAUAUUUUUUUACAAAUAAAUAUUU